AACAUAAUUUUUAAAUCGCAAAAGCAAAAUGGAAAUUCGACAAACAUCUUUUUCAGACUGUAGUGAUGUGAAACUCGAAAACGCACAUGCUAUGAUGACAAACCGUCUGGAGUUAGACACCAUAUAUCAAACUGAAAUGUGUAGCAUUAUUACUCAGUGUACAAGCAGGCACUAGAGAUCUCAGAAGCACCCUCCAACCAUGUGAAUUAUGGCCGACAUGGCCUGAAGAGCCAUUGGCUGUUUAUGGCAUAUACUGGGCUUUCACUGAUAAAAAAAAUAAAUGUGAUCUGUACAACAGAUUAUCACAAAAAUAUUUGGAUUUAAUGGCUUUCCUCGGUUUGGUAUGACGUUAAAUGUGUUUGGAACAUUUCUGUUGCUCGGACUUUGGUGUCCCGCGUUGGUCACCGGCCAGGGAUGUCCCUUGCCGUGGCAAACAUUCGAACAGUCGUGUUACUUGUUCUACAUGACGGAGACGCUUGAUUACGCCCACGCCACAGAGAUGUGCUACAAACACGGGGCGUCCCUUGUGUCGAUCAGUUCCCAGACAGAAUUCUCGUUCCUGACACAGCAGCUUUCCGUCCGAGAUCAGACUGGACACUCGUGGUACACAAGCGGAAUGACGGAUGCCGGGAUGUCUGUUAUCAAGUGGCAAGGGGACGGCACCGUCAGCCAGGGUGACGAUUGGUGGCUGUCCCUCCAACACCGGAACCUCACAUCCCACAGGGUCGUCUUUAGGGCUGAUGUUUAUCGGUGGGGACUGAGUAAAUCCGUCUCCUCGGCGUCUCUGGCGGCCGUCUGUGAGAUCGCGGUUCUCGAGGCACACAGGAUCGGACGGAACGACAGGGACUUCACGUACGGUACAAACAUAACGGACCCGCGCUUGGCGCCGCACGGCCCCAUGUUCAUCUUGCAUCCUGCUAACCUCGUGGUUGUCCCCGACUCCCGCUCCACCACGGAUGGCGAACACCUUACCAUCAGCGUCGAGUGCUUCGCCGACGGAAUACCCGCGCCCACCUACCGGAUGCUGCAGACACGGGAAAAUGGUACCGUCGUCACCAUCACGACGAACUAUGAUCCGAGAUAUACGCUUACCGGCGGAAGAUUGUCCAUAGUGCACCCAGUGGAGGCCCUGGAUGGUGGAAUGUACCAGUGUGAGGCCAGUAACGUGUUCGGCACAGUCUACAGUGAUCUCGCCAACAUCACAUUCGGAGUGUUGGAGCAGUUCCCGAACGUCCCACGUGCUCCGAUUGUGGUCUUGGAGUACCAAAGCGCCGCCAUCGAGUGUGAUCCGCCACAGUUCAGGCCAGCUGUGACAUACCAGUGGUAUCGAGGGACUGUCGCCGAUUUCGUGCGACCAGAGCUCAACCCGCACAUGUUCAUCUCAUCCAACGGGAAGCUUUACUUCUCAGAGGUGACACAGACGGACGAGGCAGACUACAACUGCAUCGUGAAGCUUUCCCCCGGGAAAGACCCUAUGAGCACUACCCAGCCACCUAGUCGGAUAUCUCUGCCCAUCCCACUAAAGAUCGGAGGCAGCGAGCCUGCCAUGUGGGGUCCGGAGAUAGCUGACGGGUUUAUAGCAUCCUUUCCUAACAAACCGCUGGUAGGGGACGCGGUCAAACUCGAGUGUCUCGCUUACGGCACACUUCCGCUUAUAUACUCGUGGUCUCGGAAGGACAAAUCGCUGCCGGAAGGAGCGAUACAGACGGACCACAACCGCGUGUUGACGCUACCGGAUGUGAGCCUCGAUGACGCCGGAACGUACCACUGCACCGUCUCCCGCACGACAGGAAACACAGCCGUCGCCGUUCAUCAUCUCGUCAUAGAAACCCGUCCAUACUUCAUCUCCCCGCUCCCCAACACGCAUGCGGAUGUGGGGAGCCGGCUCACGUGGCGGUGCGAGGCGAAGGCGAUCCCGCGGGCCGUUUACAUGUGGUACAAGGACGGACAUCCACUGUUUCCGGUACCCGGGGACCUCCACGUCUCAACUAAUGUACUCACAAUCAUGAGCGUAGACGCGGCGCGGCACGGCGGGAUGUAUCAGUGUGUGGCACUCAACACUCACGGUGUCUCGUACAGCGGCGCCCAACUCAGGGUCCUCGCAUUCAAGCCUACAUUCGCGAAGGAUCCUCUACAGGAAAGUAUAAGCGCGGCAAUCGGGAGUCAGGUGCGGUUAGACUGCUCCCCGGAGGCGGCCCCUAAACCGGAGUUCUCAUGGUCAAGAAACGGUGUGGACCUGAACGCUGUACCGGACGACGGCAGCUCUCGGUUGCGACUGAUGGCGGACGGCGACCUUCUGUUGGCAGAAGUGGUCGCGGCGGACGCUGGCCAGUACUGCUGCACCGCUGCCAACAGCCUAGGCACCGACAAUAGCUGCGGAACUCUCACAGUUGUUCAGAACACAGUGCUGACGACGAAACCUACCAAUACGUUUGGGCGCGUGAACGCAACUUCCGUUCUGAUGUGUUCCGCCUCGUUCCCCGGAGGUGCCGACAGCAUUUACAUGUGGAGCUUCAAUGAUCGCCUUAUCGAUACUAAGCGCCAGAAACAGUACACAAUUGGUACUCCACAGUCUCCCGGUACUCUGUACAUCACAAACGCCCAGUACCACUAUGCGGGAACCUACACGUGCUCGGCAUGGACCCCGCAUGGCGCAGUGAACGCUUCCGCCGUGUAUAUCGUGGAGGGACCCCCGGGACCUCCGGCGGGUGUGUUUGUGGCCGAUGGGGGCGUUUCCAACAGCACAGUGACGUUGGUGUGGACGGAGGGCGCUAAGCACGGACCGGAUGUCGACAUUCACCACAUAGAGGCCUGUACGGAGCACAACCACACAUGGGUCGUCAUUGCCGCAGGCAUACCAGCAGCAGGGACGAUAUGGGAGGGUGGGGACCGGCGUCACCUGUACCACGUGACCAACCUGAAACCCGGAAACGGCUACUACUUCCGGGUGAGAGGAGCAAACGGGCUGGGGGUUGGCCAGCCGAGCCUUAGUUCAACGAUGUAUCGGAUCCCCGGGGCUCCACCUAUCAUCUACCCACGUGAGGUCGGCGGCGGUGGGGGUGUAGUUGGUCUACUUACCAUAACAUGGCAGCCCCUACCCCCGGAGGACCAGGGCUCGGGUGGAGUCGGGUACCGAGUGUUCUGGCGCCUCGCUAACACCACAAGAUACAGCGAGGUUAACUUGACGGAGAACAUUGGUCAGUACGUGGUGACGGUGGGCUUGGACAACUUCUGGCUGCUAUAUGAGGUCAAGGUCGCGGCUUUCAACAACCUCGGACAGGGACCCAUCUCGCCUGACAGGGUGUUCAUCUACUCCGCGGAGGACAUCCCGAAGGGCGCGGUUACGAACGUGUACGCGUGGCCGUACAACUCGACCGCCAUCCAGGUCACGUGGGACAUCGUGCCUAACAUCAGGCAAUUCAUGGGAGGGACACUUCUAGGGUACCAAGUAAACUACAAGUUCCGUGAUGACCCUGACGCUGGUUGGGAUGCCAUAAGCUGGCGCGGUGAGACGUCAUACGGCAUUGUGAUUGGUCUAGACGUGUACACGUGGUACUCGGUGGAUAUGCAGGUGCUCAACACUGCCGCCAUGGGACCGCGCUCUGAGAUCUACCACGCGCGGACAUUUAAAGACGCCCCGAAGCUGUAUCCCCAGGAGGUAUGGGUGUAUUCGCACAGCGGAAGUAGUGUGCGCUUAAAGUGGAGGGGCGUCAACACGCAGACGGGCGAGGAGAACAUCGAGGGAUAUGUGGUGCGUUAUUGGCAGACGACAGACGACAUCCGAUCAGCGACGGACGUACGAACAGAGCGGGUGGAAACGGAAGUGGUGAUCUACGGAAUCCAGAAGGACACGGUGUACGAGUGCAGGGUGUUUGCCUUCAGCCGCGGUGGGGACGGACAGCACAGCGAGACACGAUACUUCACUCUCGGUGGCCUUAUACCGUUCGACCCUUCCAUAACAGAUGUAAUGGCGGCGGCGUCGGCGGUGGUUCCAAACCUGACUUUGUGUUUACUGGCCUGUCUCCUCUUUCAUUUCUAUAGACAUUUUAAUUGAUAGAUGUUGUUACAUAAAUUAUGUGUUAUGUCGAUCCGUUCAUGCAUCUUGAUAAAAGCAUAAUGUUCAUUCACAAUCGCCGCUAAUUGUACAUAUUAGUCAUAAAUUACAUCAUUUUUAAAACAAACCGUAUAUUAAGUUAUAAAAUACUGCUUUUGCCUUUGAUCCAUUCAUCUUUAUGCAUGCCAUUACGUUUAUAAACAUUAGCCGUUAAUCGGACAUACUUUUAAAACGUUAUUUUAUAACAAAUGUGUGUGUUUCCUUUGCACAUGAAAGAUUGUUUAAUAUGCAUUUGAAGUUUUAUGUAUGCAAUAAAGUUCUAAACAAUGUAUAUUUAUAUUACCUUCGUCAAGUUUCGUCAUCAGGCAGCAUUGCAUGUAUAACUGAAUCGAAUCGAUUUUUCUAACCGGUCAUAUUUCAUAUCCGAACAGUACUAAUCUGAACGUAAAACAAUCAGCGGCCAGACAUAAAUGCAUUUUCUGACAUCAAAACAAAGGGAUGUUUUAGGACGAUGAAAGUAGUGGUAGUAUGCGGGUGCAAAGAUUUCUGCGAGGGGUAAGGGAGGCUUAUGUGGGGGUGACGUAUUAAACACAUUGAAUUAUGAAAAAAAUAGAUGAUAAUUGAUGUUAUUGCUUAAAUGUGUCUAAUGCAUAUGGGGUAUUAUGAGAUGACGUAUUUCUGGUGACCUGUAUCACGUCAAGUUCUGUGUGUGAUCACGUUUCGAGACCGCAGGUGUCCAAAUACGGAAUGGCUUGCGCGUAAGAAUAUGUUACUUACUUUUGUGUAUUUAAGUAAAGGGACUUAACACACUUUAACCAGCCCAACUGCGUUCAUACCCCUAUAAUGACAUCAAUCCCGCAAUUUAUUCCUUAAAUGAAUUGCAAUUAACAUUUUGAAGGAAAACAAAGCAAGUUGCAUUGGCAAGAUUUUAAAUUAUCAUAUUAGAAUAAUUACCAUAUUAUGAAAAACAUAAAAAAAUAACAUUGUUUUCGAAAUUUGCUUAGUAUCAGAAAUUUGGACACCUGAAAUUGUAAAUCAAACAAUAAUUACAAAAAUUAAAGCGAUGAAUCAAAACCUGACCUACAAAAUACUCUCGAUGUCUACUCUAUAAAUUCCUGCACUGACUGGAAACUAAUAUUUUUGUAAGGCCAACAACCAAAUCUUUUCUACAAAAAGCAAUCAACCGCUUGAUAUAUUGAAGGAAUGUUAAGGUGUGCUGUUUAGUAGAACGGGUCCUACUAUUUUAAAUGUUUUGUUUUUUAUUUAUUGUUUUUCGUAUCUUCAUUUAAAAUUGAUAAGAAUAUACCACCAUUCAUAAACACACGAAGCUUUAUUUCAUAAUAUGAAUGUUUCAGUUAUUUCUAAUGCUGUAAUUUUAUAUAAAUCUACAAAGGUAUAUCCUUUUAUAUAUAUAUGUAUAUACACUCGCGUAAUUGUAUGACAUUUACAACACAAAAGCAUUUACAAGUUUUGUUCAGUUGAAGUUUAUAUAAAAAUGAUUAUUCAAAUUAUAAAAUAUUCAUAUCGAAAUAACGCAGCAGCCCUGUACAUUUUUUGGUCGAAAUAAAAAAUAAACAUCCUA
Molecule: messenger RNA, 5636 nt
Organism: Mya arenaria
Lineage: Eukaryota; Metazoa; Mollusca; Bivalvia; Myida; Myidae
Product: contactin-like
Exons: 27
Coding region: 344-4054 (1236 amino acids)
Biological process (GO): cell-cell adhesion
Molecular function (GO): protein binding
Source: RefSeq, a predicted model, not a curated record